This is a messenger RNA of Candoia aspera, 975 nucleotides long. RefSeq names its product actin-like protein 9. Bases 1 to 975 code for a protein of 324 amino acids. The transcript has 3 exons. Lineage: Eukaryota; Metazoa; Chordata; Lepidosauria; Squamata; Candoiidae. The record is from RefSeq and is a predicted model, not a curated record.
AUGACGGUGAUGAAAAAAGACUUUGCAAGAAACAAGCCCGGGAUCCUCACGAUCAAAUUUCCAGUAAGGCAUGGCAUAAUCAUAGACUGGGAAGCAGCCGAAGCACUGUGGUGGCACAUUGUCCAGCAUGAUCUCAAGGUUGCUCCAGAAGAUCAUGCACUUUUAAUAUCUGAUCCUCCCCUCUCACCAACUACAAACAGAGAGAAGUUACUGGAGGUUGUUUUUGAGUCCCUCAAUUUUCCUGAGGUUUAUGUGGCAUAUCAGUCAGUAUUGUCAGUGUAUGCUCAUGGAAAAAUUAGUGGGUUGGUAGUAGAUAUAGGCCAUGCUGUGACACAUACUGUACCAGUCCAUGAAGGAUACAAUUUGCCACAUGCCAUAGAAAAGAUGGACAUUGCUGGAGCCAAUGUGACAUCUUUUUUGAUGGACCUCCUCAAAGACAUGGGGCAUUACUUUGAUGAAAGAAUGCUGGAUGUGAUUGAGGAUAUCAAACAAAAAUGCUGUUAUGUUGCACUUGAUUUUGAGACUGAGUGGAAUUGUCCAGAGGUAGACAAUACAGUGGAGUACCAGUUACCAGAUGGCCAAAUGAUCACUUUGGGGAAGGAGAGAUUCCAGUGCCCUGAGAUGUUGUUCAAUCCACCGCAAAUGCCUGGACUUGCUCUUCUGGGCAUCCAUGGCAUGGCCCAAACAAGCUUAAUGAAAGUUCCUGAACAAAUAAGGAAGGAAAUGUAUGAAAAUAUAAUGUUAUGUGGAGGGUCAUCACUUUUUGAAGGAUUUGAAAGGAGAUUCACUCAAGAUAUCACAACUAACUUGGAGACUAGCACAAAAAUCAAAGUCACAGCUGUUCCACUGAGGCACUAUUCUGUCUGGACAGGAGGUUCAGUUCUUGCUUCCCUGAAAAACUUCCAAUCAUGCUGGAUCACAAAGGAGCAAUACCAAGAGUAUGGACCAUAUAUUGUGCACAGGAUGUGCUACUGA